AUGAUGACAGUAAGCAACAGUCGAAGCAUAUCAAAUUGGAGCCCUGAAAAGGGAUAUGAAAAAGGGUUAAGAAGCGAAGAGUACCCAUAUCGAGUAUUCAAUGCAAAACAAGGAGCCGCAUUGUUUAUAGUUAUGAGUCUAUCUGUAGAAGACUUUAACUACAUGUGUAUCGGGCCCAUUCAAGGUUUCAAAGUGACCUUGACCAUGCCAGGUGAAAGACAAAAAGUACUAUCACGUUUCUUUGAAAUUUUAAAUUCCGAAAAAUCCGAAAUUUUGGUUAAACCGAAAAUGGUCAUGACAUCAAACAUCUUACGCCACUAUUCGCCAAGACAAAGACAAUGUUUCUAUCAAUCAGAGCGCCAGUUGCAUUUCUUCAAAAUUUACACCCAAAACAAUUGUGAAGAGGAGUGUUUGGCCAAUUUCACUCGGAACGAGUGUGAUUGCGUGAACUUUUCGAUGCCAAGAGAUAAGAAGACAAAAAUUUGUGGAGUGGCUAAUAUUGAUUGUUAUAAAAAUGCAACAAAGAAAUUUUUUGGUGAAGAUGAGUUGGAAAGUGAUAAGGUUAAAGAGUUUCGUGCUAAGUGUAAAUGCUUAGCUUCAUGUCAAUACAUAAAGUAUGAUGCGGACAUCGAUCGAACCAGGUUUCAGGCGUCACUUUUGUCCGUAUCUUUUGCUGAUCAUGAAGUUACAACACUACAACGCUCUGAGACAUCAACAUACAACGACUUUUUGGCCACCUGUGGCGGUUUGCUUGGAUUAUUUUUGGGCGUAUCAGUGCUUAGUGUCAUUGAAUUCAUUUAUUACUGCACCCUUCGAUUAUUUUGGACCGUAUGGCCAAUAAUGGGUAAUUUAUGGUCAAGAAUUUCAAAUUUGGACAUGAAUAAAGAUGAAAAAGUCGACGUGGAAUCAAAUGAGUCAUCUUCACCAAACGAUGAAUCAUCGCCAAUUUUGAAACUUAAUGUCGAUUUUUUCCACGAAAUAUUUGAAUUGAUAUUACUCUACGAUUUACUUUCGAUCGGUAAAACAUGUAAACGAUUGCAAAAGUUGGCCGGUGAUUUUUAUCGAAUGAAAUAUGUGUGGAACAAAGCGUACACCCUCCAUUCCAAAAGUUCCGGAACUUUUUAA
Contarinia nasturtii (swede midge) is the source of this 1125-nucleotide messenger RNA. RefSeq names its product pickpocket protein 28-like. The coding region runs from base 1 to 1125 and encodes 374 amino acids. Lineage: Eukaryota; Metazoa; Arthropoda; Insecta; Diptera; Cecidomyiidae. The transcript is spliced from 4 exons. Gene Ontology annotation, cellular component: membrane. The record is from RefSeq and is a predicted model, not a curated record. Gene Ontology annotation, molecular function: ligand-gated sodium channel activity. Gene Ontology annotation, biological process: sodium ion transmembrane transport.